AUGGCCGACAGCAAUACCAGUAAUAGCCCGAGCGACAGCAGCAACAGCAAUGGCAAUGCUAACGGAGGGAGCGACACAGUCGUUGCGAUUGUCGCCCUCGUCGUCUCCGUAGUCGCACUCUUUGCAGCGACUUUACAAAUCAUGCAAGCGAUCUUCGCGUCGGCUAAAGGACUUCCGAAUUGCACCGACGACGUGAUGGGAGGAUGGGCGAAAGGCACGACGAAACGGGCAAAGUUUAAGGAGCUGCGUCUCGAGGUCAGGUUCGAGGCGCCAAUCAUUUUUCUAUCCCCUCCAAAGAACAUGAACAAGCCUGAAAAGGGGGACAUAUGGGCUGUAGAAGGUACCGAGGAAAGUUGUACCAAGAACCGACUCGACUAUAAGAAAAUAUUUCCAGACCCUGGAUUGGCUAAUGGAUCCAACAACGAAAAACCGUCUAAGCCUACCGAAAAGGUCCAUACUGUCAAUAAUGAGCUGGCAACAUGGGUCUAUCUUUUGAUCGCUGUGGAAAGAAUGGAGAAAGAUUCCAAGGAAUGGGAGUUCAAAAAGCUCCAGGGAGAAUGGUUGCCAAGUUCCAUCAUCCCGGACCUGCCUGAGCCGACUUUGGCCGUGAAAGUACAGGCAAAGAAAAGAAGUUUCGAUGCCAACCCCUCCAUAAAGAAGCCAUACGCUACCUCUACGAUCUCCCACCUGGUCGAGCUUGCAGCGAUACUUGGGCUCUACUGGAGAGUCUUUGACCGAGACAAUAAUCAGUACCGCGCAGAAGGAAACGGCUAUAGUCUGACCGGCUCACGUGUGUCUGACUCGGGUGUCGUCUUUGUCUUUGAGAAAACCGGCCCAACUGUGUUUGAGGAGCGACGGGUGAUUCCGACAUCUGAAGUGAAGGAGCUCUGUUUUGGGCGAGUGCCAACUUUUUAUCGAGAUAAGAAUGACCCGGACGAAGACUUGGAGUGGCAGAGGGAGUUCAAGACGUCCUCAGAAACUGGCACCAAGGUCGAAAUUCUUCAACUGAGCAGCCGCGAUGCCAUUGCGGAGACUUUGACCCAGAUAGGGUGUAACGGCAAAACCACGCUCUUCUAUAAGGAAGGGAAGAAAGACAGACAUCUUUUCUCUGUAACGUUCGAAGUGAUUGGCAUGCUCGCACGAGUUUUGCACAUUGAAGGGAGAUGUUUUCGUUUCCUGCCCAAUCCCACCAUCUUCCCGUGGGACAGAGAAUCGUUAUCCCUGCAGCGCCUGCUUAUCGCCUUUAGCGGACUGUUAAUGAAUCAUCUUACGGUUGUCGAGGAAGAGGCCGAGACUGUUGUCGACGAGAGGGUCGAAGCCGCCGUUGAUGAUAUCAGAGCGCUUUCUGAGUCGGCGGAGGAGAUGAGCAAUGACUUUGACGAGAAUCCGCCUUUAACGAGCAAAAGAAUGAGUCUUUUACACAAGGCUAUCGAGUUGGCAGACAACAGUUUGAAGAAACGAGACCAGGGGAUCGUGCUCGACGUGUUACGUCGCCACCUUCAGGAAGUGCUAGCAGCUAUCAACAGCCCAGAGAAGAAGGGAAAAGAAAACAUUUCGUUUCGGGACCUGCUUGGUAUUCCUCUGGAGAUGAGGGAGCAAAGAUUCAUGGAGACAUACUUUGAGUGCAUACUAUGGCGUGUAGUGCCUACCAACUCUGCCAAGAGGGGCAAACGAGACGACGAGGUCGUCUCGAGGGCCAUACACGACGACACCGAGAAACGGAGAUCGCGCUUGGGCAACGGCUCACCCCAAGCUGGCAGCGCAGUUCCCCCAUCGCCGUUUGGACUCAAUCCUGGAGAGUCUCUUACCAAGGCUCUCGACGACUCGACGCCGACACCGGGCAUCAGCAGGGUCAAGACGUGGCCUCAUCGGAUCGAGACUGAGCAGCUGAACGAUCUACCGGAACCCCCGCAGCCCAGCAGGUUGGCAGAUUUACCGCAGUGGGAAACGAUAGUGCCCAAGCAUGUUGAGAUGCAACGUUUGGCAAUUUGGUAUACGCUCGUUUUCAGGAUGAUUUGCUGGUUGAUGUUGCAUGAUUUCGACAAGAAGGAUGUGCAGAUGCCCAAAAGUGAGUUGAUUGGGAACAGACAGCCCGUGUUCAUCCUUUGA
Colletotrichum phormii is the source of this 2109-nucleotide messenger RNA. RefSeq lists its product as uncharacterized. Bases 1 to 2109 code for a protein of 702 amino acids. The transcript has 2 exons. The record is from RefSeq and is a predicted model, not a curated record. Lineage: Eukaryota; Fungi; Ascomycota; Sordariomycetes; Glomerellales; Glomerellaceae.